AUAGGCUUGUUAGCGUUUGAUUUACCCCCGAACGAACAAGACAUUUCAAAAUUACGAAAUUCAAUUCAAUGUAUACUGGAAGGUCUUGUAUUUCAUAAAUAUUUGCAAUCUAGAGAAAAACAAUUGCGGAGAAAAAAUUGUAAAACAAAGCUGCUAAGCAGAAUCCAGUUUACCAAACUGUAUCCUGAGAGCAACGACACGAAUAUACACGACCUGGACAUCACCGCACUGUGCUUCAUAUUGUUCGAAGGAAUGGGUUUUAGGCCAACAUCUGACUUUGAUAAACUUCCGUUGGAAAGUGUUAUAACGGAAGCCGAUGAUAUGUUACGGAUUAAGAUAUGCAGAAAUAUUCUUGUCCACCAGCCGGUUGCUGAAAUAAGUGAUGAUAAUUUCGAUACCUAUUGGGAGUGUUUAACGGGGGCAUUUGAACGAUUAUUAAAAAGUCCAAGUGUUCGACGGGAAAGCGAGAGACUCAAGUCUUUACGACUUCCAGAUGAGAAAAUAGACCAAUUUAAGGUAAUGAUACAGGGAUGGCGAAAGGAUGAUGAAGACGACCGAAGAAAACAGCUAGACCAGAUAACAGACAUUGUGACACAAACCGGCUUACACACAGAAAGUGUUAUCAAAGCCAUCGGAACACAGAUAGUAGAUAACCAGAACGAAAAGCACGAAGGGCGUGUCACCUUGUUUAAAAAAGCAGUUCAAAACGUCGAAGAGUACAAAACAAAGAAAUUAAAAAGUCGUUUCCUUUACGGGUUCAUGGCUACGACAAAUUCAAACAGCUGUGUCACAUCAUGCACGACGAAGGAAUUAAAUACACGCUUCCUACUGCAUCCAGCAGCACUGACACGACACCAAACAGUGAUAGCUCAUCAAGUCCCAAGAGUGCAGACAUCGGAAUUCUGCAAUUCGAGGUGGACAGUGAAGAUGCCGUCAAUAAAAAGUCUCUCAGCCUUCGUCGGUCUAGGAGCUUACCGAGGUAUAGACCGAGUCAUGUCAAUGAAAGGGUGUGGACAGUCAGUGAUAGAACAAACAACUUAAACAGUUCAACCGACAGUGCAGCAACCACCAUUGAGGUCGCUGAUGUCAAACAGCAAAGGCAGUGGAAACGGUGUUUAAGUGAAAAAAGUAGGAAUACUCAAGAAAAUAUAUCUCCAAGACCUGGAAACUCCAUACGAAUGGGCGUCAGGGUAAUAAGUGCCAAAUGCCAAGUUUCAAUACAUUAAAUAUGUGUUUCUUGAUCAAAGAGUAGACUGCUAUCAUACUAUACUAUACAUUUUACUUGAACAAUUAUCAACGCCGCCUGUGUGUGGAAGUAAUUUACAUUUGAUAUUUUUCUUCGUAUUGGUUAGUUAUUGGAUAUUAAGUAAAAUUGAGAAAUCUGCUUGAUUGGAAUGAAAACGUUUUUACAAGUGCCAUUGUGACAUGGUAUGUUUUUGUCACUUUAAUGGGUAAUGUUUUAUAAAAUUAUAUUUUCACCUGGGUUUCAAAUGAAUGAAAUUGAU
Mizuhopecten yessoensis (Yesso scallop) is the source of this 1505-nucleotide messenger RNA. RefSeq lists its product as uncharacterized. The record is from RefSeq and is a predicted model, not a curated record. Bases 253 to 1041 code for a protein of 262 amino acids. The transcript is spliced from 3 exons. NCBI's taxonomy places the organism in Eukaryota, Metazoa, Mollusca, Bivalvia, Pectinida, Pectinidae.